This is a messenger RNA of Macadamia integrifolia, 2250 nucleotides long. Its product is annotated as lysM domain receptor-like kinase 4. The transcript has a single exon. The record is from RefSeq and is a predicted model, not a curated record. Gene Ontology annotation, molecular function: ATP binding; protein kinase activity. Gene Ontology annotation, biological process: protein phosphorylation. The coding region runs from base 47 to 1987 and encodes 646 amino acids. NCBI's taxonomy places the organism in Eukaryota, Viridiplantae, Streptophyta, Magnoliopsida, Proteales, Proteaceae.
UUAGAUUUUUUUUUUUUGUUUUGAGUUCUUCCAAUCCCCUCUCUAAAUGGGUGUUCCUCAAUCUCUCAUCCUUCUCUGUAUCAUUUCAUUGAUUUCUUCCUCUGUUACUCUUGCUCAGCAACCUUACGUGGGGCUGGGUACCACUGCCUGCGGAACCACAGAUAAUUCAAACUCUGUUCUUGGUUACUACUGCAAUGGCCUCAACCCAUCUUGCCAAUCUUACCUCAUCUUCAGAUCUCAGCCCCCAUAUUACACGGUUCCUUCAAUCGCGGCCCUCUUCGGCUCCGACUUAUCUCAGCUCGCCCAGGUUAAUUCAGUCUCUCAGACUUGGUCCUUCCAAACAAACCAGGAGGUGAUCGUUCCCGUCAAUUGUUCUUGUUCCGGUCAGUAUUCUCAGGCAAACACUUCUUAUAUUGUUAAACCAAAUGAUACUCCUUUCAUUAUCGCUAACGACACCUUCCAAGGUCUUUCCACUUGUCAAGCUAUCCAGAUUCAAAACAACAUCUCUGCUACGGGCCUAAAUAUUGGCCAAACAAUUACUAUACCCCUUCGAUGUGCUUGUCCCACCAAAAAUCAAAGUGUUGCUGGCAUCAAAUAUCUAUUCAGUUACACAACCACUACGGGUGAUUCUGUUUACACCAUAAGUUCUCAGUUUGGAGCUAACUAUACGGAGACCCUUGCAGCUAAUGAGCUUCCUAACAUCAUCAUUUACCAAUUCACAACCCUCCUUGUUCCUUUACGGUAUCCACCAUCCAGUUCUCAAAUCUUAAGCCCACCAUCUCCGCCGCCUUCUUCCACUCCUUUCUCUCCAUCACAGAGUUCUACAGCAUCAAUUCAAAUAUGGGUCUAUGUUGUUAUUGCAGUUGCGGCUUCAAUUGGUCUCAUGUUGGUUAUCUUCAUCAUAGCCUUGCAUCUUUUAUUCCGUAAACGUAAGAGAAGCGAAGCUAAUCCUAUACUCGUUUCGAAGUCGACGAAUUAUGAUUCGAUUCUCUCCUCAGACCCUCUCAACAAGAAAUCAGAGGUUGAAUCCAGGGAGUACCUUUUUGGUAUUGCUGACAGUGUUCAAUCCAUUAAAGUGUAUAAAUUUGAAGAAUUGAAAUCUGCAACAGAGAAUUUCAGCCCCAGUUGCUGGAUUAAGGGAUCUGUCUACCGUGGAAAGAUUAAUGGGGACAUAGCCGCUAUUAAAAAGAUCAAUGGAGAUGUGUCCGAAGAAAUAAAUUUACUCUCCAAGAUCAACCAUGUCAAUAUAAUCAGGCUCUCAGGUGUUUGUUUCAGUGAAGGGGAUUGGUAUUUUGUUUAUGAGUAUGCCAUGAAUGGACCUUUGAGUGACUGGAUCCAUGGCAACAUGAGUAGACCCAAAAUUUUAAGCUGGACAGAGAGGGUACAGAUUGCAUUGGAUGUGGCCAUGGGGCUUGAUUAUCUCCACAGCUAUACCACUCCUCCUUAUGUCCACAAGGAUGUCAAAAGCAGUAAUAUUCUUCUGGGCAAUGAUUUCAGGGCUAAGGUAGCCAAUUUUGGUCUAGCAAGGUCUGCAGGAGGGCAGGAAGGCGAUUUCGCAUUGACAAAGCACAUCGUUGGGACAAAAGGUUACAUGGCACCUGAGUAUUUGGCGGAUGGUUUGAUCUCUCCAAGACUGGAUGUUUAUGCAUUUGGGGUUGUGAUGCUGGAGCUAAUUAGUGGAAAAAAGGUAAUUGUUUCAUCUCAAGGGGAAGAUUUGCUUUUAAUUAACGUGUUAAUAGCAAUACUCCAUAAGGAAAAUGCAGAAGAAAAGCUAGGAGGAUUCAUAGAUCCUUCUCUAGAAGCAAGUUAUCCUUUGGACCUGGCUUUGUCUCUGGCUAGACUAACAGAGAGCUGCUUGAGGAAGGAUCCAGCCAGUCGACCAGGUAUGGAUACGAUUGUGCAAUCCCUCUCAAUAAUCGUCACUACUUCACUAACUUGGGAAUCAUCUUUCUUGGGUAAUAGAGGUUCAAACUCUUACAUGUAUUGAGUUGUAAAUUUCUUCGCUAUAGCAAGAUAGUUUGAUGUAUUUUUCUGUACAUCUUCACUGUCUUCCAUGUUUGUGAUCUGGUUUGUCUGUAAACAUUUCAAAGGUUGUUUGUAAUUGUGUAGAACUUGCAACUGUAUAGGCUGCAAGGUUUCAGUUAUAUUUCAAUUUAAAGAAAUGUAUUCGUAUGAUCUCGCAGUGAUAAUGGGGAUUUGAGAUUUUUGAGAGAUUUCAAAUAGGAAAUAAUUCCAAGAUAUAAUUCAGUA